UAAGGAAACAACAACAACUUAACUACUCCACUAAGCAAAAGGCAUUUUUUACCUAUUUUCAUCUCUGCAUUAUUAAUUACGCCCACUUCAAUCAACAUCAUUGAAUCUUCAAACCCCAUUUGACCCACCCUCUCCUCUCCCCCUUCAUUUCAUUCACACCAAUAAAACCCCCUUCAUUCUUUUAUAUUCAACUCUUUCUCAUCCUAUGUGCAAAUCCAAAAUGGCCAUUGACGCCUCCACCCCUAAAAAAUCUAAAUCAAAAUCAAAAUCAAAAUCAACUCCACGCUCAACACAAACACCACCAUCUUCAUCUUCAUCAUCCAAACCCACACGUGCAACCUCUCUUCCCAAAACAAAAACAAAAACCUCUUCAUUCUCCGAUAACCCUUCAACUUCCUACGCAUCCACCUCCGGUUCAACCGGUUUCCAUCUCUCAACCGAUACAUCAAUCUCAAGCAGAACAUCUCUAACAUCACUCCGUGGCACACUCCCAGAAAAUCCCAACAUCUACGACUUCUCCGAAAUAUGUUCCGCCACAAACAACUUUCUCUCAAAACGCUACUCAUCUUCAACCCCUUGCUGGCACUGUACCCUCCGUGGCGCUGACGUCAUCAUUUUCCAACGCAAAUUCCGACGCAAACUCCAAACCUCUCAGCUUCGUGAACUUCUCUCCGUAGUUUGUCGUAGUCACCACGUCAGCAUAAUCAAACUCCUUGGCGUUUCAAUCUCCGGUGAACAUAUUUAUCUCGUUUACGAAUACGUUCACGGUGCUAAUCUCUCUGAUUGUUUACGAAAUUCACGAAACGUUCAUUUCACCGUUCUUUCUACGUGGAUUUCGAGAAUGCAGGUUGCAACCGAUCUCGCUCAUGGACUCGAUUACAUUCAUAAUAAAACUGGUUUGAAUUUCAAUUUUGUUCAUAAUCAUAUCAAGAGUAGCGCGAUCGUUGUUACAGAACCUGAUUUCAAUGCUAGGGUUUGUCAUUUCGGUGCGGCGCAGCUUUGCGGUGAAGCUGUUGAGGAAAACGAAAUUGCGACCAAACAAUUGGGGGAAAUCACGGAGGAAGGUAGAUCAAAGGAAUUGAGAAGCUCCGAUGUGCAAUUCGAAGGUGUUCGGGGGUAUAUGUCGCCGGAAUUUCAAUCCACCGGCGUAGCGACUCAGAAGUCUGAUGUUUAUGCUUUUGGAGUGGUGAUGUUGGAGCUUUUGUCAGGAGAGGAACCGUUGAAGUUUAAAUUUGAUGAGAAGAGGCGUGAUUUUGUGAGAAUUUCGGUGAUUGAAUCGGCGAGAGCCGCCGUGGACGGCGGCGACGGCGAUGGUAGUGUGGAAGGGAAGCUGAGGAUGUGGGUUGAUAGGAGAUUGAAAGAUUCUUUUCCGGUUGAUGUUGCUGAGAAAUUGACACGUGUAGCGUUGGAUUGUGUACACGUGGAUCCAGAUAAGAGGCCUAAUAUGGGACGCGUUGCAGGGAAAAUAUCCACGCUGUAUUUGAAGUCAAAGAAUUGGUCUGACAACAUGAAAAUGCCUGAUAUGUCCUUUUCAUUAGGUCCUCGUUGAGUUUCUCUAAUUCAUAGAGACACAUUUAAAAAAUAUAAAUUGUUUUUUAUGAUAUAUUUAGAUUUUUGAUUGGUAGGGAUUAUUGGUCUUGGAUGAUUCGAUUGAGACAUGAGUUGAGGAAGAUGUAUAUAUAUGUUUAAUUUAAUUAACAGUGAAUUUUUGGUAA
Trifolium pratense (red clover) is the source of this 1715-nucleotide messenger RNA. Its product is annotated as lysM domain receptor-like kinase 3. The record is from RefSeq and is a predicted model, not a curated record. Gene Ontology annotation, molecular function: ATP binding; protein kinase activity. Bases 206 to 1549 code for a protein of 447 amino acids. NCBI's taxonomy places the organism in Eukaryota, Viridiplantae, Streptophyta, Magnoliopsida, Fabales, Fabaceae. Gene Ontology annotation, biological process: protein phosphorylation. The transcript has a single exon.